Molecule: messenger RNA, 732 nt
Organism: Dictyostelium purpureum
Lineage: Eukaryota; Evosea; Eumycetozoa; Dictyosteliales; Dictyosteliaceae
Exons: 4
Coding region: 1-732 (243 amino acids)
Biological process (GO): mitochondrial proton-transporting ATP synthase complex assembly; mitochondrial protein processing
Cellular component (GO): extrinsic component of mitochondrial inner membrane
Molecular function (GO): metalloendopeptidase activity
Source: RefSeq, a predicted model, not a curated record
AUGACUAUAGCAGAUUCAAUAAGAAAUAUUUUAAAAUAUAAAAAUAAUAUAGAGAAUAAUAACAAUAAUAAUAUAGAUAAAAAAAAUGAAACAUCAUCCUCAAUAAUACCACCAAAUGAAGGGGAUGAUGAUAAUAAAAAUUUAACAGAGACAGCAGAAGAACAACCAAAAAAAACAUCAAAAUAUUUAGGUGCAUUUAUCCAUAAACCAUCCAACAAACUUUGCAGAGAAAAUGUGGAAAAAGUUUUAAAAGAAGAUCCUAUUUUACAUUAUAUAAUAAAAGAAAUGAUGUCAUUAGGAUGUUUACCACCAAUUAUUAAAUGUGAACCAUGUGAUAAUAGUGAAUCAUAUGGUAGUUAUUCCCCAUAUAAAGGUAUUUUAAUUUGUGACAAUAUUCAAACUUUCCCAUUAAAUAUUAGAAACUCUGUAGUUCACGAGUAUAUUCAUGCAUACGAUAUUUGUAAAAAUAAAUUUGAACCAACAAAUUGCGAACAUAUAGCUUGCACCGAGAUUAGGGCAGCUAAUUUAAGCGGUGAUUGUAAAUGGCAAAUGGAAGCACUCAAAAAAAAUUAUGGUGUCACUGGUCAUCAAAUAGAAUGUGUAAAAAGAAGAGCCAUAGGUUCACUAAAAUUAAAUCCAUUAUGUAAAGGGGUUGCUGAAGAAAUGGUUAAUAAAGUUUGGAGCAAAUGUAGCGAGGAUUUUUAUCCAUUCUCUUCAAUCCCAAGAGAUUAG